This is a messenger RNA of Camelina sativa (false flax), 1025 nucleotides long. NCBI's taxonomy places the organism in Eukaryota, Viridiplantae, Streptophyta, Magnoliopsida, Brassicales, Brassicaceae. The record is from RefSeq and is a predicted model, not a curated record.
UCUCUCCUUCUCUUCCUUUGUGUAUUUGCUUCUGGAAUUUUGUAAUAUCCUCGGAGAAUCUUCAUUAUUCUACAGUCAGAUCUGGUAGCUUCAUCUCGCAGCUUACAAUUAGGAUCUGUCUAUGUUUUUGAAUCAUUUCAAAUUUUGGAUGUUGUAAAGUAAAGGAAUUGAUUAGCUUAAUUGUGGAGUGAUCUACGUCUCUCUCAGAUUGUACAACUUUUGGCUAUGAUGAUAUUGAUGGUUUCUUCGGCUCUAUUGGGUUCUGCAGAGUGUUAAAGGUUGUGUGUGUGUGGAGCUUUUCAGGUCACAGAGACACAAAAAAAGAUGGAGGUAUUUGGAAAAUCUCCCAUGGUUACAUCUGCACCCAAUGUUAUUUACUUGUCUGCAAUUCUGGGUCGCGAUUGCGAUGGACCCAACCAGGGUCACAAAUGUGACUGGAAAUGUGAGAAUGAGAUUGUUUGUGGGAAUAUGUACCGCUGCAAACUAACUGGCCUGACUCAUGUCUGCGACAAGAACUGUAACCAGAGGAUUCUCUAUGAUAACCAUAGCUCCUUGUGCCGUGCCAGCGGCUGGGUUUUCCCUCUCUCGUCGGUUGAGGAGCAGGCUGUGAGAGGUGUCCGUAGGAAGCUCGAUGCUGAGAGUCAUCCUUCUGAGAGCUGUUCGUUUAAGCGUCGUCGUCGUGAUGCUCAGUUCCAUGCUUCUCCUUUCGAGAGGUCUUUCUCUGCUGUGAGCCCCAUCUGCAGCCCAGCUGGAGACGGGAUGGAGUUGAGUUAGAUCCAUGUUGGUCUUCCUCAAAAUUUCCUGAGUCUGAGAGGCUCUUUAUCUUAAGUAGAAUAACUUCCCUUUCUCUUUCUUUUGAACAACUAUGGAUAAGAGAGACUUUGUGCUAUUGCUCCAGCAGGGGGGUUCUAGGCAUCCUCCCUGCCUUAAAAAGAGAGCUUUAUCUUAGUCUUGUUGAAUGUUGAACUCUAUGUAGUACUUAUGUAGGAGAGACUUUAUAAUUCUAAUGCUUUAUUUCUGGAUCU